Messenger RNA from Motacilla alba alba, 2721 nucleotides. RefSeq names its product DnaJ heat shock protein family (Hsp40) member C27 (gene DNAJC27). The record is from RefSeq and is a predicted model, not a curated record. Gene Ontology annotation, biological process: cellular response to misfolded protein. The transcript has 5 exons. NCBI's taxonomy places the organism in Eukaryota, Metazoa, Chordata, Aves, Passeriformes, Motacillidae. Gene Ontology annotation, cellular component: endoplasmic reticulum membrane. Gene Ontology annotation, molecular function: Hsp70 protein binding; GTPase activity; GTP binding. The coding region runs from base 183 to 1388 and encodes 401 amino acids.
CCCGGGAAUUCCGGGAAUUCUGGAGAGGUUCUGGGAAUUCCGGAGAGGUUCCGGGGGUUUUGUUCCAGGCCGGGGCCCCACGGCAGCCUGGACAACGUCGUCUAAGCCAACAAGGUCCAGAAUCUCCCGGAAUCUCCCAGAAUUUCGGGAAUUCUGGGAAUUCUGGAGAUGUUCUGGGAAUUAUGGAGGUGUUCUGGGAAUUCUGGAGAUGUUCUGGGAAUUCUGGAGGUGUUCUGGGAAUUCCGGAGAGGUUCUGGGAAUUCUGGAGAGGUUCUGGGGGUUUUGUUCCAGGCUGGGGCCCCACGGCAGCCUGGACAACGUCGUCUUCGCCGUCUGCGCCAACAAGAUCCGGGAUUGCCCGGAAUCCUGGGAAUUCUGGGAAUUCUGGAGGUGUUCUGGGAAUUCUGGAGGUCUUCUGGGAAUUCUGGAGAUGUUCUGGGAAUUCUGGAGAGGUUCUGGGAAUUCCGGAGAGGUUCCGGGGGUUUUGUUCCAGGCUGGGGCCCCACGGCAGCCUGGACAACGUCGUCUUCGCCGUCUGCGCCAACAAGGUCCGGGAUCGCCCGGAAUCCUGGGAAUCCUGGGAAUUCUGGGAAUUCUGGAGAGGUUCUGGGAAUUCCAGAGAGGUUCCGGGGGUUUUGUUCCAGGCUGGGGCCCCACGGCAGCCUCGACAACGUCGUCUUCGCCGUCUGCGCCAACAAGGUCUGGGAUUCCUCGGAAUUCCAGGAAUUCUGGGAAUUCUGGGAAUUCUGGAGAGGUUCCCAAGAUUUCUUCCAUGGCAGAUCCAGAGAGUUGGGAAUUGUGGGAAUUCUGGAGAGGUUCUGGGAAUUCUAGAGGUGUUCUGGGAAUUCCGGAGAGGUUCUGGGAAUUCUGGAGAGGUUCUGGGAAUUCCGGAGAGGUUCCGGGGGUUUUGUUCCCGGCUGGCGCCCCACGGCAGCCUCGACAACGUCGUCUUCGCCGUCUGCGCCAACAAGGUGGACGCGGGGAAGCUGCGCGUGGUGGACGAGAGCGAGGGCCGGCUCUGGGCCGAGAGCCGCGGCUUCCUCUACUGGGAGACCUCGGCGCAGAGCGGGGAGGGCAUCCAGGAGAUGUUCCAGAACUUCUACUCGGCCAUCGUGGAGCUGUGCGAGAACGGCGGGAAGCGGCCGGCGGGCGGCUCCGGAGCCAGCUUCACGCGGGAGCAGGCCGACGCCAUCCGGCGCAUCCGGAGCAGCAAGGACAGCUGGGACACGCUCGGCCUCAAGCCCGGCGCCUCCAGGGAGGAGGUGACGCGGGCGUACCGGCGCCUGGCCGUGCUGCUGCACCCCGACAAGUGCCUGGCGCCCGGCAGCGAGGACGCCUUCAAGGCCGUGGGCAGCGCCCGCGCCGCGCUCCUCAAGAACAUCAAAUAGCCCCCGCCAUUCCCAAGGAAAAAAUCCCGGAUUCUCCUUCUCUGGGAUCGGAUCCGCGCCCGGGCGGGACGGGGAGGGAGAGGGGGUGGGGAAUUCCUGGGGUUCUGGGGGUUAUUCCCGGUUUUACGCGGUUUAUUCCCAAUUUUCUGUGAAUUAUUCCUGUUUUCCCGGGGUUAUUCCAACAUUUCUCACUGUUAUUCCCAGUUUUCCAUGAGUUAUUCCCAGCUUCCUGUGAGUCAUUCCAAAUUUUCCAAGGGUUAUUCCCAGUUUUCUGAGGGUUUAUUCCCAUUUUUCCAUGAGUCAUUCCCAUUUUUCUGAGUGUUAUUCCCAGUUUUCUAUGAGUUAUUCCCAUUUUUCUGUGAGUCAUUCCCAUUUUUCCAAGGGUUUUUCCAAAUUUUCCAUGAGUCAUUCCCAUUUUUCCAUGAGUCAUUCCCAGUUUUCCUGAGGGUCAUUCCCGUUUUCCUGGGGCUCGUUCCCGGGUUUCCGCUGCUCCGCGCCCGCGCCGCGCUCCUCAAGAACAUCAAACAGCCGCCGGCAUUCCCAAGGAAAAAAUCCCGGAUUCUCCUUCUCCGGGAUCGGAUCCGCGCCCGGGGCGGGACGGGGAGGGAGAGGGGGUGGGGAAUUCCUGGGGUUCUGGGGGUUAUUCCCGGUUUUACGCGGUUUAUUCCCAAUUUUCUGUGAAUUAUUCACGUUUUCCCGGGGUUAUUCCAACAUUUCUCACUGUUAUUCCCAGUUUUCCAUGAGUUAUUCCCAGUUUCCUGUGAGUCAUUCCCGAUUUUCCAAGGGUUAUUCCCAGUUUUCUGGGAGUUAUUCCUAAUUUUCCAUGAGUCAUUCCCCUUUUUCUGCGGGUUAUUCCCACUUUUCCAUGAGUCAUUCCCAUUUUCCCGAGAGUUUUCCCAGUUUUCUGAGGGUUUAUUCCCAGUUUCCGUGGGGUUAUUCCUGAUUUUUUGUGGGUUAUUCCCAUUUUCCUGUGGGUUAUUCCCAUUUUUCCAAGGGUCAUUCCCAAUUUCCUGUGAGUCAUUCCCAUUUUUCUGAGUGUUACUCCCAGUUUUCCAUGAGUUAUUCCCAUUUUCCAGAAGUCAUUCCCAUUUUUCCAAGGGUUCUUCCCAUUUUCCAGAAGUCAUUCCCAUUUUUCCAAGGGUUAUUCCCAGUUUCCAUGAGUCAUUACCAUUUCUCCAAGGGUCAUUCCCAUUUUUCCAAGGGUUAUUCCCAGUUUUCCUGGGAGUCAUUCCCGUUUUCCCGGGGCUCGCUCCCGGGUUUCCGCUGCUCCGCGCCCGCGCCGCCCUCCUCGAGAACAUCAAACAGCCGCCGGCAUUCCCCACGGAAAAACUCA